UACUUUCAGUAUUGUAUGUUUUUUUUCCCCCUUCACUAGUUUUAUUGAAUCUGUUUGAACAUUUUGGUGCCAAAGAGUUUCAGAAGAAGAAUUAAAAUUGUUAAUGGACAUCUGCUUUCACAGAAUGGCCCAGAUAUCUAGCAGCGAUGAAUUUAAACAACGUUCAUCACCCAUUUUGGAUCCAGCAAGACCCAAAGACGUGGACAAAGAAGAAGCGCUGCAGAUGGAAGCUGAAGCUCUGGCUAAGAUGCAAAAAGAAAGAGUAGUGGUUGGCAGUAGACAAAAGAGUGACACCUUAAGCUACUCCUGGCCAAGUGUACAGUCCUGCAGAAAACAAGAUCAUGAUCUUAUGGUGUUUCCAGAGUCUGAUGGCAAGAAGAAGGUGGAUGAUAAGUUAAAUUCAAUUGACAUAGACAAACUUACACGUGCUGAAUUAGAGAAAAUUCUUUUAGAAGAAAAUCUUGAAUCCAACAAACCAUCUACAUUGUCAGCCCCUCAGAUUCUUGGAGCAUCAUCUUCACAAUUUUAUUCUCAUCCUGUUGCUCAAAGUGGACAGUGGACUUCUAGUUUGCCUGGGUCUUCCACUAGUGCCGGAUCUUCUGUUUACCCUGUACCUUCCUUCAAUAAACAAGUUGGUAUUUUUCAGAAUGGCUUUCAUCCAGGUGUAUCCGCUUACCAAUCUACAAAGCCUGCCUAUCUUUGUCUUCCAGAAAGAUCUCAAUACAUUUCAUACCCCCUGCCAUUUACUUCAACUUUCCAUCCUCAGGGAAGUGUACCCAUGUAUCAUUCAACACUUACUCCUGAAAUGGCAAAAGUAUUUGAUAAGAUUGCAAGUACUUCAGAAUUUCAAAAAAAUGGGAAAUCAAAGACAGACUUAGAAAUGACUGGUGCUAAACCUACUAUUAGUUUGCCAAUCUCUGAAAGCUCCAAUGAUAUUAGUAAAUUUGAUUGGUUGGAUUUAGAUCCUUUGAGUAAACCAAAGGUGGACAAUAUAGAUAUAUUUUAUACUUCAGAAGAUGGAGGAAAGAUAACUAAUGCUAAAGUUGUAGAAGAUCCUUGGGAUGCUGUGCUACUAGAAGAGAAGUCUCCAGGAAAGGGCCAUCUUGAAAGAAAACUUAGUGGAAAAUCUGCUUCUGGGGCAACAGUUACAAGAAGUCAGUCUUUAAACAUUCGAACUGCUCAGCUUGCUAAAUUACAGGGCCAAACUGCACAGUGUGACCUCGUUUAUACUUUCUUCCAUCCCUUACCUCGUGAUGAAAAAGCUGAAGGAAUUGAUGGAAUAACUAGGUGUACAGAUACAGGCCCUUCAAGUCCUACCUCAGGCAAAGUAGGAGGAGAAGUUAAGUUGUCCAUCUCCUAUAGAAAUAAGACUCUGUUUAUCAUGGUGAUGCACAUUAAAGAUUUGGUUGACUUCCCUUCUUUACCAUUUGACAUUAUAUACAAAAUUCCUCAGGCUGCAAACAAUUCAACAUGUAAUUCUAUAGACACAUUGGAAAAAGAUUCAAGGGAGCGUCUCCUUUCCAUUAUUUCCAAAGAGGGUACAUAUGGAUUAUCUAGGAAAGAUAAGGCAUUUUUAUGGGACAAGCGACAUUAUUGUUACACACAUGCAGGCAGCCUGCCGAAGAUACUGGCUAGCGCUCCAAACUGGGAUUUGACCAACCUUCCUGAAAUAUAUUUGCUACUUCAACAGUGGCCUCCUUUACCUCCACUUACCGCAUUAGAAUUGCUGAACGCAAAUUUUGCCGAUCAAGAAGUAAGAACAAAAGCUGUACAGUGGAUUGAGGCAAUAAAUGAUGAUGAACUUGCUGACAUUCUUCCCCAGUUUGUUCAGGCAUUAAAAUAUGAAACGUAUUUGGACAACUCUUUAGUCAGAUUCCUCUUGGCCCGAGCACUAGGAAAUAUUCGAAUAGCACAUUAUCUAUAUUGAUGGUUCUGCAAAGUGGAAUGGAACGUGUCCAGUCUUUUUUCUUGAAAAACAAAUGCCGCUUGCCUCUCAGCCCCAGUCUUGUAGCUAAAGAAUUGAAUGUGAAGGCAUGUUCCUAUUUCAGUUCUAAUGCAGUUCCUCUUAAAAUUGCUUUGGUGAAUGCAGAUCCUUUGGGAGAAGAAAUUAAUGUCAUGUUUAAGGUUGGAGAAGAUCUGCGCCAGGAUAUGUUGGCGUUGCAAAUGAUAAAAAUCAUGGAUAAGAUCUGGUUACAGGAAGGACUGGAUUUAAGGAUGGUUAUGUUCAAGUGCCUGGCCACUGGCAAAGAUAGAGGAAUGGUAGAACUUGUUCCAGCUUCAGAUACUCUUAGGAAAAUUCAAGUGGAGUAUGGAGUGACAGGAUCCUUUAAAGAUAAGCCUCUUGCAGAAUGGCUAAGAAAAUACAACUCUACAGAAGAAGAAUAUGAAAAGGCUUCUGAAAAUUUCAUCUAUUCCUGUGCUGGAUGUUGUGUGGCUACUUAUGUUCUAGGUAUCUGUGAUCGCCACAAUGAUAACAUAAUGCUUCGAAGUACAGGACAUAUGUUUCAUAUUGAUUUUGGAAAAUUCUUAGGCCAUGCUCAGAUGUUUGGAAGCUUUAAGAGGGAUCGGGCUCCUUUUGUGCUGACAUCAGAUAUGGCUUACGUUAUCAAUGGUGGAGAAAAGCCCACAAUUCGUUUCCAGCUGUUCGUUGAUCUCUGCUGUCAAGCUUAUAAUCUAAUCAGAAAACAAGCCAACCUUUUCCUUAAUCUGCUGUCACUGAUGAUGUCUUCUGGCUUGCCAGAACUUUCUGGAAUUCAAGAUCUCAAAUAUGUCCAAGAUGCUCUUCAGCCGCAAACUACUGAUGCUGAGGCUACCAUUUUCUUCACAAGCGGUGUCCUGGUCUGCACUACAACAGACACUGAAGACCCACUAUGCGCCCAAGCGUCCAAGUACGUUCGGCGGCAUGAAUUUAACAUCCGAAACCAGAUGGAGGGCGAAUCAAUCAAUGAGUAUGUGGUGGCACUCCGGAAAGCCGCAGUGUACUGCGAGUUCCGAGACCUGGAUGAGCUGAUUCUGGACUGCAUAAUUUGCGGCAUGCGAGACAUUACCCUUCAGAGGAGGCUACCCGCUAAAUCUAACCUCUCUCUGCAGAUCGCACUAGACAAGGCUAGGGCAUCUGAAUCAGCCGCCAAAUCAACAGAGACUCUACAGCGCCAGAGCGCACCUCAAGAUGCACAGAAAAGUACCCGUGUACAUCGCGAGACUACCAAGCCCGAGGACUCUGAAAGCAAGGACGAUGACAGCUACUGCAUGCGCAGUAGCCGCACCAAGCUGGCGCAAAAAUUCAAUUCGCAAGUUCCGCCCUGUGCCAGCUGUGGAAGAGACCAUGCCUGA
Molecule: messenger RNA, 3333 nt
Organism: Thamnophis sirtalis
Lineage: Eukaryota; Metazoa; Chordata; Lepidosauria; Squamata; Natricidae
Source: RefSeq, a predicted model, not a curated record